This is a messenger RNA of Polyodon spathula (Mississippi paddlefish), 1160 nucleotides long. Its product is annotated as trans-1,2-dihydrobenzene-1,2-diol dehydrogenase-like. Lineage: Eukaryota; Metazoa; Chordata; Actinopteri; Acipenseriformes; Polyodontidae. The record is from RefSeq and is a predicted model, not a curated record. Gene Ontology annotation, molecular function: nucleotide binding.
UAGACUGCUGCUCUACAGGCAGACCACUUUCUUCUUGGGUUUCGGUGUCAACAUGGCUACGAGGUGGGGGAUCUGUAGCGCUGGGAAAAUCAGCCACGAUUUCGUGGUGGCUUUGAAAACGCUUCCCCGCGAGGAGCACCAGGUGACAGCAGUGGCAGCUCGUGAACUAGGGAGGGCUCAGGACUUUGCAGACAGGCACAACAUCCCCCGAGCGUACGGGUCUUACCAGGAGCUGGCUCAGGACAAGGACAUUGACGUGGUGUACCUGGGAACGAUUCACCUGCAACACCAUCCUGUGGGUCUGCUGUUUCUGCGGGCCAAGAAAAAUCUCUUAUGUGAGAAGCCGCUUGCAAUGAACAUGAGGGAGGUUCAGGAUCUCACUGCUGCAGCCAGGGAGAAUGAUUUGUUUUUAAUGGAGGCUGUGUGGACUCGCUACUUCCCCGCUUCCAUUCAGAUCAGUGAUUUGCUGGCCCAGGGCGCUCUGGGAGAGGUGAAGAUGGUGAGGGUGGAGUUCGGGAUGCCGUUACUUAACGUGUCCCGCGUUGUGAAGAAGGAGCUGGGGGGCGGAGCACUGCUGGAUAUUGGGGUCUACUGCCUGCAGUUUGCUUGCAUGGUGUUCAAUGGAGAGAGACCUGAGUCCGUCCAGGCUUCUGGAUGCCUGCUGGAUACAGGGGUGGAUGAGGCUAUGACUGUGGUUCUCAGGUUCUCUAGGAAUAGGAUGGCUGUCUGUAUAUGUACCAUUUCCAUUCAGCUGCCAAAUGAAGCAUUCAUCUUUGGCACAAAGGGAACUGUAAAGAUCCCAGCUCCCAUGUGGUCUCCCACCUCUUUGAUAGUGAAUGGGAAUGAAUCUCAGUUCCCACUGCCUGAUUCCCAGCCUCUCAAUUUCCCCAACAGUACCGGGCUGCGCUAUGAGGCUCAAGAGGUUCGGCGGUGUUUACUUGCAGGUCUCAAGGAGAGUCCCAGAAUGACACUGGAGGACACAGCUCUAUUAACCAGUAUUUGUGACGAAGCUCGCAGACAGGUGGGAGUGGUGUACUGCCAGGAUGCAAAAUAGAGUGUGGGAGGAGGCUCACUACUCAACUAUACCAUUCUAUUGCUGAUUGUAUAGUGAACUGUCCAAUGCUGGUUUUUAUUUCCACUAAUAAACUGAAACAUUCUCU